Theobroma cacao (cacao) is the source of this 2954-nucleotide messenger RNA. RefSeq names its product tRNAse Z4 (gene TRZ4). Lineage: Eukaryota; Viridiplantae; Streptophyta; Magnoliopsida; Malvales; Malvaceae. Gene Ontology annotation, biological process: mitochondrial tRNA 3'-end processing. The record is from RefSeq and is a predicted model, not a curated record. Gene Ontology annotation, molecular function: 3'-tRNA processing endoribonuclease activity. Gene Ontology annotation, cellular component: mitochondrion.
AAAAAAAGAAAAAUGCCAUGUAUUUCUCCAAACUUGCGCCUCCUCUUCUUUCCUGUAAAACCGGCUCUCUCUCUCCCUCUCUUCAUCUCUAAACCCAAUCCAAAACCCUUCUCUCUCUUCACCCUCCUCGCUUCCUCCUCUCCCUCAAAACGACCACGUUCCGUUCCCUAUCGUGAUUCUCUCAACCUUGCCAGAAGGAGAAGCAGCACUUUCAACGAGCGGAAAGGCAGAGGCAGAGAAGUGGCAAUGGAGGAAACAGUUGAGGAGUCAGGAGGCUCUUCUUCUUCGUCUUUUGGGUUUAAUAAAAGAAGGGCAGAAGGGAAAGAUAAGAGUGAUAGGCCUAACAAGAAUCCUCAGUUAAAAGAACGCAAGCUUAAUCCCACUAAUACUAUUGCAUAUGUUCAGAUUUUGGGGACUGGGAUGGAUACACAGGACACAUCACCUUCAGUCUUGCUUUUCUUUGACAAGCAAAGAUUUAUUUUUAAUGCUGGGGAGGGACUGCAACGAUUUUGCACAGAGCAUAAAAUUAAGUUGUCAAAGAUAGAUCACAUAUUUCUCUCUCGUGUCUGCUCAGAGACUGCGGGUGGACUUCCAGGUUUGCUGCUGACUUUGGCUGGCAUGGGAGAAGAAGGGUAUACUGUCAAAAUUUGGGGCCCCUCAGAUCUCAAUUUUUUAGUUGGUGCGAUGAAAUCUUUUAUUCCACAUGCUGCUAUGGUUCACACACAGAGCUUUGGACCGGCUUCCACUUCGGAUGAUGCUGCUGAUAUGCCUACUCCAAGUAAAGUUGCAGAUCCUAUUGUUCUUGUUGAAGAUGAGGUUGUCAAAAUAUCAGCAAUUCUCCUACAACCACAUUGCUCGGGACAGUCCCAAAUAAAGCCCGGUGAAAUGUCUGUGAUAUAUGUAUGUGAAUUGCCUGAGCUUAUGGGGAAAUUUGACCCAAAAAAGGCUGCGGCUCUGGGCCUAAAAGCUGGGCCAAAGUAUGGGGAGCUGCAACAUGGUAAAUCUGUGAAGUCAGACAGCCUAGAUAUCAUGGUUCAUCCAAGUGAUGUAAUGGAUCCUCCUGUUCCUGGUCCCAUUGUCUUCCUGGUUGACUGUCCAACAGAAUCUCAUGUACAGGAAUUGUUGUCCAUAGAAUGCCUCAAUGGAUAUUAUACAGAUGUAUCAGGUCACCUGACACAAGGUACUAAACCAGUGAACUGUGUCAUUCAUUUAAGUCCUGCUUCUGUUGUAAGCAGUCCCAACUACCAGAAAUGGAUGAAGAAAUUCGGUUCAGCACAACAUAUUAUGGCUGGACAUGAAACGAAGAAUCUGGAGGUUCCAAUUCUAAAAUCAAGUGCAAGAAUUGCAGCACGACUUAAUUACUUAUGCCCACAGUUCUUUCCAGCUCCAGGUUUCUGGUCUCUUCAGCACCUUAAUUACAAAGAAUCAGAUGCUAUUGCUUCAAGAGAGGGUCGCGCUUCAAAGAUCUGUGAAAGCAUUUCUGCUGAAAAUCUCUUAAAGUUCACAUUGCGUCCUUAUGCUCAGCUGGGGCUGGACAGAUCUCAUAUUCCAACUUUGAUAGGUCAAUCUGAAGUAAUUGAUGAACUGCAUUCAGAAAUUCCAGAGAUUGCAGAUGCUGCACAACAGGUCAGACAGUUAUGGCGUGGGCUUAAAGGAAGUAGAGAGGAGUUAACUCCUUUGAAUGAUAAUAGAGUUAUAGUUGAAGAGCCAUGGUUGGCUGAAAAUACUCUGCCUAAUUGUCUGGAAAACAUAAGGAGAGAUGACCUGGAAAUUGUGCUUCUUGGGACAGGUUCAUCCCAGCCUUCUAAGUAUCGUAAUGUUAGCUCUGUCUAUAUCAAUCUUUUCUCCAAAGGAAGUUUGCUCUUGGACUGUGGAGAAGGAACCCUGGGACAACUGAAAAGAAGAUAUGGUGUAGAUGGUGCAGAUACUGCUAUUAGAAAUCUCAAAUGCGUUUGGAUCUCUCAUAUUCAUGCUGAUCACCACACCGGUUUGGCGAGAGUGCUUGCUCUGAGACGUGAUUUAUUGAAGGGAGUGCCACAUGAACCAUUGCUGGUUAUAGGGCCACGACAGCUUAAGCGAUAUUUAGAUGCAUAUCAAAGACUUGAAGAUCUUGAUAUGCAGUUCCUUGACUGUAGGAGCACCACAGAAGCUUCAUGGGAUACUUUUGAGAGCGAUAAAGAAUCCAAUAAUGAUGGAUCAUCUCCAGGAAGUCCAAGACAUUCAAAUGUCAACAAUGAAAGCAUGCAAGAUAUUAAUGGAACUUUGUUUGCUAGAGGAAGCCGCAUGCAGAGCUAUUGGAGGCGACCAGGCAGUCCAGUUGACCAUUCUGCAGCUUAUCCAUUCCUGAAGAACUUGAAGAAAGUGCUAGGAGAAGCAGGAUUAGAGGCUUUAGUUAGUUUUCCUGUCGUGCACUGUCCCCAGGCAUUUGGCAUUGUUUUGAAAGCUGCAGAGCGUGUCAACAGCGUUGGAAAAGUGAUCCCAGGGUGGAAGAUUGUGUACUCAGGUGACACUAGGCCCUGUCCAGAACUGGUAGAUGCAUCUCGUGGUGCAACAGUUCUCAUACAUGAGGCAACUUUUGAGGAUGGAUUGGUUGAGGAGGCCGUCGCGAGAAACCACAGCACAACCAAGGAAGCCAUUGAAGUGGGAAACUCUGCUGGUGCUUAUCGCAUUGUCCUAACCCAUUUCAGCCAAAGAUACCCGAAAAUUCCUGUAUUUGAUGAGACACACAUGCACAAGACAUGCAUUGCUUUUGACAUGAUGAGCAUUAACAUAGCAGAUUUGCCUGUGCUCCCCAAAGUUGUUCCAUACCUUAAAUUGCUUUUCAGAAACGAGAUGGCAGUUGAUGAGUCAGAUGAUGUUAUAGAUACUGUGGGUGUAGCUUCCUAACAACUAAUGAAUUAAUUGUUUUUGGCAAUUCGCAUAUUUCUCUCCUGAUUAAGAGCUUUCAUUUUCCA